UCACUGACUCACCGCCGGCCUACUUAAACAUCGGCUCAUACGUCGUUAUCUUCAUUCUUUGGACAACAACAGUCACCUGCAUUCCGGCACAGCGAGUGACACCAACGGCUAUAAGGUUAUCAGUUUCCCGUUAAUAGGUCAUAUUUAACACUGCUUGUUACUCAGCGGCUUGAAUUAUAGACAAAAUAACAACAUGAACAGCUACACAUGGAUCCUUGCCGUGGUCUUCCUCGGCUCUGCCCUGGUUAGGGUGCAGGGGUACGGAAACGGGGCUCCACCCAGCGCCUGCGAUUCUAUGGUCCCCGGGCACCAGGGGUCAAAGCCCCAGACUAUAGCCAGUCCAUACACCGUCUCCGUCCAGGUGUCCAGCUACACCCCUGGACAAACAGUGAACGUGACCGUCAGAGGCACGGAGGAUUUCCGGGGUCUUCUUCUUCAAGCACGUAAGGCAGGCACCGACGAAGUGGUAGGAACCUUUCAGACUCCUCCAUCCAAGUUCAAGUUCCGUCCCUGUCCUGACGGGGGAGCCAACAACGGAAUAACUCACAUUGACACGUCAACCAAAAACAACAUGACAUUUAUGUGGACAGCACCUUCCACAGGAGUUGGAAAUGUACAGUUUUAUGGCACCGUUCUUAAAGAAAAACCAACCUACUGGGUGAAGCUCACAAGCAGUGUCAUAUCGGGAGAAGGCGGCGAUUCCAACGGGGCCUCCUCACUGCUUGUCCAUAUUUCAUCUGUAAUUGGAACCGUUUUGCUGGCUAAAAUUUUAUAGACAACGAAAUUUCGGGGGAAAGUAUUUUUAGAUCAAUAGCACGACUCGUAGCAGAGUUACCUUCCUGGAGACAGCUUUUAUUGUGAUUUCUCUAACAAGAACCAAGCAGGAACAAUAAUUUUGACAGGGAAAUAUUAGGACCAAUGGAUAUGAGAAAAAUAUUUAUUUUAAAUCUAAACGGAAUAUUAUUCUGGGUAAUUGCUUUUCUCCGUUUUUGUAGUCGAAAUGACGAACAAAAUUAUAUUGUAAAAUCUCUGUAACUUCUAAUUUUACAAGUUUUGCUUAGAUCUCCAUAUGCGCACAAAUGUCAUAAAUCGCGCCAGAAAUUAAUUCGCUUUAAAAGCACAAGUUGUUAUCUUUACGACAAAUGAAGAGAUUGCGAGUGACAUCGUCUCUGAAAUCAUAUAUCAUUGGCUCAAACCAAAUUACAUUCGCCAAUCAGCCGCGUGUUGAUGACGAGGCUCGGAUUCAAAGCGAGUCUCUGAAAAAGCGUAGGCAACUGAUGACAUUUGGUCAUCCUCGGUUAAUUCCUUAUUCCUUUAUUUUUAGGCAAGGAAUAACCUGACGUGUUCAAAAUGGGAAGUGAGAACACAGUUUAUUUUUUACAGUAAUAUCAUCACAUUUUAAAUCGUUUAAUGUAUUUGUAUAAUUUUCUCUCGCAAGUACAUUCCAUUAGGUUUACGUGUACCUGUGCAUUUGUCCAUUUUUAUAUUGUGUUAAAUUACAAUAAAAACUAGCAAAACUGUCUGGA
Molecule: messenger RNA, 1526 nt
Organism: Lingula anatina
Lineage: Eukaryota; Metazoa; Brachiopoda; Lingulata; Lingulida; Lingulidae
Product: putative defense protein 3
Cellular component (GO): membrane
Source: RefSeq, a predicted model, not a curated record